Messenger RNA from Pelodiscus sinensis (Chinese soft-shelled turtle), 2871 nucleotides. The record is from RefSeq and is a predicted model, not a curated record. Lineage: Eukaryota; Metazoa; Chordata; Testudines; Trionychidae.
CCUGCCGAGAAAGAGCCACCUUAAGGAUCCAGUUCGACAGGCUCCCCUACUCUCCCUUUGCCUUGCCAGGAGGCAGUUUUCAUUCUAGCCAGGGACCGCUGUUGAAAUCCGGCCAGAUUUUCUACUGACCUUCUGUUCCUGCUGGUUCUUUUUCUUUUCUUUUUUUUUCCCUUUGGCGCUUUAAGACAGAUUGUAUUUCCCCCAGCCCUGUGUCCGAUGGGGGGGCUGAAGCAACCCGGACCAGUACGACCCACUGGGGAGGAAGCCUCGCGCCCCUUUCACCCGACGGAAAUGUUCUUCGCCCCGGCUGAGCCGUACCCACAACAAUAAAUAAUUUUAUUUAAAAACAAAUCCGAGGAAGAUUCCAAUAUCCGGCCAUCCCUCCCUGAGACAAGAUUUCCUCGCCCUCUUGAUCUCCCGGGGACCGGCGGCUUUUGGAGAAGUUAAAAAAGAAGCGGGGCUGGGGAGGGAAAAGAGAGUGCCCUCUCUCCUCCGGUGGGCGUCAGUUUUGGGCAAGCCCCCCAGGAUGUACCCACAAGGACGGCACCCUACUCCGCUUCAGUCUGGGCAGCCCUUCAAGUUCUCGAUUUUGGAAAUCUGCGACCGGAUUAAGGAAGAAUUCCAGUUCCUGCAGGCUCAGUAUCACAGCUUGAAGCUGGAAUGUGAGAAGCUGGCGAGUGAGAAGACGGAGAUGCAGAGACAUUAUGUCAUGUACUACGAAAUGUCCUAUGGGCUGAACAUCGAAAUGCACAAGCAGGCGGAGAUAGUGAAGCGGCUGAGUGCCAUCUGCGCCCAGAUCACCCCCUUCCUGACACAGGAGCACCAGCAGCAGGUGCUGCAGGCCGUGGAGCGGGCCAAGCAGGUGACCAUGGGGGAACUGAACAGCAUCAUUGGGGUGAGUAGCCCAGCGAGGGGGAGGGGCAGGGGGUUCUGUUCAGGCAGCGCCUCCGGCCUCCUGGCCCUGUCCGGGGCCCUGUCCGCCCAGUCUCAGCUUGCCGCAAAGGAGGACAGGGGGGCCCCGGGUGCCGAGAACAACAGAGGCAGGCAGGCGCCGCACAGGAACAUUUCCGCCUCCCCUCCCGAGAGCCUGCAGGACGAGGAGCGGCCGGGCGGCGCGGGGGUCAAGCGGAAACGGGAGGAGAAGGACCUGCCAGGACAUUACGACAGCGACGGGGAUAAGAGUGAUUAUAACCUAGUAGUGGAUGAGGAUCCGCCGUCUGAGCCCAGCAGCCCUGCCCAUGCACCCAGCGCCAAGCUCCCACCUGCCCGCAGGGACAUGCCAGAAAGCCCUGCCUCCCUGGCCUCCAGCCGGAGCACCACACCUCUCAAAGGGAAGGACCAGAGCCUGAACGAUGUCUCCGCCAACACUCCCGCCUCCAAGUCCUCCAGCUCCUCUCCACCACGGGACUCCGUAACGCCCGGCCCCAGCUCGGCCUCCCACCUCCGGCAACUUUCCUCCAAGCCGCCUGCUACCGACACCAUCACUCUGCGCAGCCCCCUGAGCGUGCCCAGCACCUACCCAGCCUCCUUCGGGGUGGUGCCUCACGCCACCCUCAAUGGGGAGCUCGCCGCACCCAGCACGUACGUGAGCAUCCACCUCUCGCCGCAAGUCAGCGGGACGGUGAUGUACGGACGGUCCCCUCUGGUGGCUUUUGAAUCCCACCCGCACCUGAGGGCGUCCACGGUCUCCUCCUCUCUGCCGGCCAUCCCCGGCGGGAAACCGGCUUCAUGGGCGCUGCUCCCGCUCCGUCCCCAGAACCGCGACAACUACAUCCGGUCCUGCAAGCUCCUCCCGGACGGGCGCAGCCUCAUCGUGGGGGGCGAGGCCAGCACCUUGUCCAUCUGGGACCUGGCCGCGCCCACCCCCCGCAUCAAGGCGGAGCUGACCUCCUCGGCGCCCGCCUGCUACGCCCUGGCCAUCAGCCCCGACGCCAAGGUCUGCUUCUCCUGCUGCAGCGACGGCAACAUCGUGGUGUGGGACCUGCAGAACCAGACCAUGGUCAGGCAGUUCCAGGGCCACACGGACGGUGCCAGCUGCAUCGAUAUCUCCAACUACGGCACCAAGCUGUGGACGGGGGGGCUGGAUAACACGGUGCGAUGCUGGGACCUGCGGGAGGGGCGCCAGCUGCAGCAACACGACUUCAGCUCCCAGAUCUUCUCGCUGGGUUACUGCCCCUCGGGGGAGUGGCUCGCCGUGGGCAUGGAGAGCAGCAACGUGGAGAUCCUGCACGUGGCCAAUCCGGACAAGUACCAGCUCCACCUGCAUGAGAGCUGCGUCCUCUCCCUCAAAUUCGCCUCCUGCGGUAAAUGGUUCGUGAGCACAGGGAAGGACAAUCUGCUGAACGCCUGGAGGACGCCCUACGGCGCCAGCAUCUUCCAGUCCAAAGAGUCCUCCUCGGUGCUCAGCUGCGACAUCUCGCUCAACGACAAGUUCAUUGUCACGGGCUCAGGCGACAAGAAGGCCACGGUCUACGAAGUGGUGUACUGAAGCGUGUGCGUGGGGGGCGCCCGGCACGCUGGCGUGGAGCAGCCCGGACCGAGCUGUGCCUUGCCCGCCACCCCUCCCCUCCCGCGGGGCAGCCUUGCCAACCACCGCUGAGGCCUGCGAACUCGCCGCACCCCAGGAUCUGGCCCCGGCCCACCACGCAGCUGCAGGGCAGCCCGAGCACCUCCUGCUGUUGUUCCCGGCUCGGCCUUGGGGCCCCCUCGCACCGUCUGCAAGGGGCAGGGCUACGAUGCCCCCGCACCCAGCCGGGGUGGAAGGGAAACAAGACGGCUCGCUUCCAUUCUGUAUCUUCCAUGGGCGCAGAUGGGGGGCAUAAAGACUCUGACCAGCUCGGCAUUGGAUGGAGAGACGGGGACCGAUCUGAC